Molecule: messenger RNA, 5749 nt
Organism: Clarias gariepinus (North African catfish)
Lineage: Eukaryota; Metazoa; Chordata; Actinopteri; Siluriformes; Clariidae
Gene: pdxp
Product: pyridoxal (pyridoxine, vitamin B6) phosphatase
Exons: 2
Coding region: 474-1400 (308 amino acids)
Cellular component (GO): cytoplasm
Molecular function (GO): phosphatase activity
Source: RefSeq, a predicted model, not a curated record
UCUCUCAGAUUAGACUGUAAAACUGUAGUAUUAUCAGUGCAUUGAUCUUUUCUAGCAGUUAGUUAGAGCUCAUAUCUGCGUUAUUUCAGAGGGCCGAGCUGACAAACCCACGGCCGUUGAUCACGCUGUCAGUGGCUCUUCUCGCGCCUUAUUGGUGGAAACCAGGUGGAUGGGGCGUGGCCAUCGCUAGAAUGAAUCCGAUUGGUUCCCCCUCAGCGCGAGACCCUGUACCGCAGGAGAAAUGGAGAUCAGGUUUGAUGAUUCUGUGAAUCCUAGCGCGGUUUAAGAUCCGCGGUACGGGGUUUAUAUCUUUUUGGAUUUGUGUUCAGACCCCCAUCACACACACACACACACACACACGCAGCCCCGAGUUGCUUUUAAACGGCGACGGAUUUCGACGAGUGACGCAAUCGAUUCGGGCCGCCACCAUAGGACCGCGCGCGAGCUCGUUGCUGCAAGCAUCGAUCAGGAGGAUGGCCGGCGCGAGCGCGAGCGGUGGCUGUCAGAAAAUUCGCGGCGCGCAGCUGCACGAGCUGCUCGAGUCCAAACAGAGCGUGCUGUUCGACUGCGACGGCGUGAUCUGGAACGGAGAGACGGCGGUGCCGGGAGCCCCCGAGGUGGUGCGCGCGCUCAAGCGGCGCGGCAAGCAGGUGUUCUUCGUCACCAACAACUGCACCAGGCCGAGGCAGAGCUACGUGCAGAAGUUCGAGCGGCUCGGCUUCGGCGACGUGCGCGAGCAGGAGAUCUUCAGCUCGGCGUACUGCUCGGCUGCCUACCUGCGCGACGUCGCCGACUUUAGCGGCAAGGUGUUCGCCAUCGGCUGCCCCGGCGUGCACACCGAGCUGCGGGACGCCGGGCUCACCGUGGUCGAGGAGGAGGAGGACGAACCGGACGUCAGCAUUUCCAACUGCGCGCUGGACUCGGAUGUCCGCGCCGUGCUCGUGGGCUACGACGAGAAAUUCACAUUCAUGAAGCUGGCCAAAGCCUGCUGCUACUUGCAGGACUCGGAGUGCUUGUUCCUGGCCACUGACCCCGACCCCUGGCACCCUCUGCGCGGAGGAAGGAUCACACCAGGUUCUGGGAGUUUGACUGCAGCUUUGGAAACAGCCAGCAGCAGGAAGGCCACGGUGAUUGGCAAACCGAGCCGUUUCAUGUACGAGUACAUCACCAGCCAGUUCGAUUUAGACCCAGAGAGCUCUUUGAUGGUUGGCGACCGCUUAGAGACUGACAUCGUCUUCGGCGUUAACUGUGGCCUUUCCACAGUGCUCACGCUAACGGGCGUCUCGACCUUCGAGCAAGCCCAGGUAUACAAGGACAGUGACGACCCAAAGAAGAAGGACUUUGUGCCCGAUUAUGUGGUGGAGAGCAUCGCAGAUUUCUUGGAGGCUUUGGAGGAGUAGUGGGGAAAAAAGGGACAGGGCAGUUACGAACUUCGUAAUAAGCCCCAGAGCAUACAGCUUUUUGCCUGGUACCCAACAUGGUCAUUACUGUAUGUCCAAUGCUGUUAUUCAUGGUGUACAAAUAUAUGUAUGCGUCAUCGUCGUCGGAGUUUUCAACUAUCAUUACUGUGUUUGAUGACAUGGACAUAUGAUGUGUUUAAACUACUUGAAUGAAUAAUGAGCACAUUUUGAAAAGGAGUAGCUUAGCCAAAUACCAUGGUGCACUUUUUGUCCUUAUCCUGGGUGUUGAUCAUAUUUGAUUUAAUGAGUUUGCUUUUUUCAAAGUUUGCCAAGAACAUGUGACUAACCAGUAAGAGAAGCUUAGCCAGAGCCUGACCUUUCCACUUGCUUACAUCACUAUUAUAGACAUUCAAUUCUAUGCAUAUUCACUGAAGGAAGUGGUUAUGUAGAGUUAUAUAUAACUGUUCAUUCCGACCAAGUAAUCUGUUUGGGCGAAAAGCAUUUUACGAAUGGUGUUUUAAGGCAUAACAGCACUGGGACAUUAAUUAGAGCAUUAAUUACAUAAUUACACUAACUUUCGUUCGCCAACAUGGGUAAAAGUAGGUCGGUACAGUCCGCAGUAGUCAUGUGUCUAGGCCCACAUUUUUAAUGGUGGCACUAAUCCUCUUCUGUAUGUUUCAGACCUGCCAGACCUGCCAAUCCUUAAUGAUUAAUAAUGAGAAUAAUGAAACAGAGACCUGUAACAGGACACCACCAAUCUUAGGUUUAUGCAUAAAAUGAGUGCUUUAACAAAUAGCUCAUCUUUGAGGAAACUGAAACAUUUUCAGAUGCCAAACUUUUUUCACUGUUGCUCUGUGAAAAAGUUCGGAAACAUCACUUUCUAUUUAUUGUGACUAGAGGUUUGCGAUUAUAUUGAUUAUGCAUCGAUUCACAUUUUGAUUACAGGUAGUCCCCAACUUACGAACAUUUGAGUCAUGUCUAUUAUACAAAAAAUAAACCCUGCAGUACACCAGAUGCCAAUCUUUACCAUUAUAUACAAUAUUUUCAGUGUGUAAGUAAAUGGAUAAAAUGUCUAAAGACAUUAUAUUAUAUAAUGUCUUUUGUAAUAUUUUAUGUGUGCGUGUGCGAAAGAAAUUAAUCUGCCUCACCAGUUUUAAUGAAUCAGUCCGGGAGCACAGCUGUCCUGAUGGUGAAAAAUCCUCAACAAAUCAGAGUUUACAGUCCAAUAUAGUGGAAAACAGCUCAAGAUUUAGAGAAAACGGAGACAAAAUGAUGUCUGGGAUUCCCCUCGCAUUUUUAAAGGCGCAGAGACAUUAUUUAACCUCGAGAUUCAGGUCCUUAGACGCAAUGAAGUUUUUUGGCCACAAGAUGGCAGUGUGGGGUAAGGGGACAGAUUUGAUCAAGUGGAUUGGUAUCCUUUACAUUGUAUAUUCGUGCCAAAGACAUAUAAGACUCACUUUGUCAGACUUAAGAACAAAUCAGACUUAGAAUGUGCUCCUGGAACAGAACUUGUUCAUAAGUAGAGGACUACCUGUUUACAGCAUGAGUACACCUACCAGUGUGUAGGCGUACAAGAUUGGAGUGUGGCACAAGAUUGGCUGGAGAAAACAUUAUCACAUGACAUUUUAACAAUUAACAACACAAAUUACACAGCAUUUCUCUGCUUAUUAGAUACUUUUAGUAGUUUUUAAUACAUGAACAAAAACUAAUUAAACGUUAGUUCAACUGACUCGACUCUAACAAAAAAACUGCAAAGCUCAAAAAUGUAAUUGAAUUGACAAGUGAACUUACAUUGCAGCUCUAAUAAUGACUUUUAAUUGGCCAAAAGUUGCAUAAUAUGAGAUUGUUGGAAGUGCGUAGAUCUUGCAGUCGGUGCGAGGUAAUGUUGAAGAGAUCAGAACCCUUACGUGAUUGUCGGUCAUUCCAGAUUUUUAUACCUUUUGUAGACUUUUAUUGAUGGAGUGGAGUGGAGAAGGUUAUAGUGUAAUGAAAAGGUAAACCAAGACUACAGUAUCUGUGGAUUAUAUUAAGGGAUCACAAAAUUUAACGACUGUACUGCAUUCUUGUUAGUCUUUUACACUAGAAGUAAACCGACUACCUCAUAGUACUUUUUCUGCUUGCCUGAUGCUUUCACUCCACAAGUUUUCACACCACAUUAUCACUGAUUAUUUAGCCACAUGCUGAUUUCAUUUUUCAAGAAGGAUUUUGUAAUUAAUGCUGAGCUUGACGACCGCUUGGUAACGAUGUACUGUUGUGUGGUAAAGCCCUGAGCCACGCCUCAUUUUCACAUAUUACAUUAAAUAAAAUGAUGUAGAUGAAAUAAAAUAAAUGGGAACAAUUCUUUUUACUGCAAAGAGCCAGACAGAAAAAAAAGAGAGCUUGCUAAAAAUUUUAGUUAAAAAAUUUCCUUUAGGAAGCCUGGAGACCUGUUCCUCAAUACUGCAGUAAAAUGUAAGAAUGUCUGUUUUUUUGGAAGCAAAAUCUGAAGAAAUGAGGGUGCUCAAGCCUUAUGUUCAGGACUGUAUGUGCAUGCAGUGUCAGUAAAUUUGAAAAUCACAUGGGAUUCUACAUCAGCCAAACUUUUUUGAUUAGAAAGAAAUCAAUUUUUGUCAUGAUGUCCUUCUGUAAAUUAUUUUUUAGAAAAGCAUGCUUGAUCGGCUUGAUCUUGGUAAAUGGAAAAGUUUUUGCUUUGUCGGAACUAUUCCUUUCAGUUUAAACUCGUGAAAAACCCCUGCUGUAAUUACUAGAACGCAUGGCAAACGUGGUAAUCCCAUGAAUGAAGAAACUCUUUGGGGCGAUCAAGAAAAGGCAUGCCACACACGCCCGAUGAAAUCAAACACUGUCUUUGUUAAUAACUUUGUAAUUGUGUACAUUAUUGCUGGAAUUUCCCUGUGACGUCUCUUACGCAGCAGCAGGCACUCUUUCCAUAGUUUUAUUUAAUUGUAUAAUAAAAUACGACUGAGAUGUAACUUGUGGAAAACGUACUGUAAUGAGACUGUGGUAACAUUUAUUUAUUUAUUUAUUUAUUUACUUAUUCAUGCACCUGUAGGGAAUUAAUUCCUAACACAGCGUUAUAAAAUUCAGCAUUCCAAUUGGUCCGUAGGCAUCGAUUAAUAAAAAAAAUAUAUAUAUAUAUAUACAGUAUAUAAAAUUUCUGCAUUAUUGUUUCUAUAGUAACAACUUUAAACUUCAAUUUAAACAUGGCUAAUUGUUGAUAUGGUGAAGUUUUCUGUAGAAACAUGUUUGAUUUUGAGUCUACCGUGUCAGUGUUUUGUAACAGACAGACGUGUAGCUGUAAUUUUUAUUAUUUUCCAACAGAAGUUUACUGUUUGUAGUUGUUAAAUUUACUGACUUUUCAAGAUAGAUAGAGGAAAAGAGCUGCUCAUGAUGACUGUUUAUUCAGUAUAUAAUGACAGGAACUAGUUUGUUUCUGAUGCUUUAUAAUGCAAACUGCAGUGGUAAAAGUGGAAUAAAACACUUCAGGACAUAUCGUGGUUGAAAAAUAAUCAGCAUUGGGACACUAGCCAUUUAUUCUUGUGUUGUUUAUUCCUUAUUUAUUAUCCAACUACAUCGUGUCGCGUCUCACUAGCUAUAGUUGUUCGCAUAAAAUGAAUAUAUUUGCAUUCUUAUUAUUAUACAUUUAAUCAUUCGACAAUCAAUUUAAUUUCUAACUUGCCUGCUUAAGUUGUGUCCCAAGUGGGUUCUGCGGUUCUAGCAGCUGCAUACUUUUUAUUUAUUGAACAUGAAGUCAGUGCCGUAGCUAAGUCUUGAUUUUUUUGUUUGUUUGUUUGUUUUUCCCGCAGCUCUUCCUGAGUGGUGCAGUGUUCGUUAUAAAUAAAUCUAGUUUCUAAAACUUUAUAAAUGUGCUAUUUACGCGGUGUCCACCUAGAUUUUAACCUGGAUUUCUAAAGAACAGUGCCAAUUUUUGGAAUCCUUGGAUGAAAAGUGAUCAUUCGCAAAUUAGUGUUUUUAUUUUACACCACACUCUUGGCUGAUUAUUUCAUUCAGUCUGAUGACUUUUUUUUUUUUUUUCUUACUGAAAGUUUAAAUUUUUGCAUCAGUAGUGUGUGAAUGGCGUCGUAAUGCAAGUGUAAUUGAAAAUCAAUAAUAAUAAAAAAAACAAUGUAAUUAUUGUUAUUAUAAUAAUCAGUGGUCAUCUCGGUUCUAAAGUGGACUUGUGUGACUAAUCUAGAGCUUGCGUGGCUUUGUUCAUAUGUCUAGACUGGACAUUCUAAACCUCACAAUGUUUUUUUUUUUUUUUUUAAUGAAGCAAUUAAUUAAUUUAAUGUCUUGCUGUGAGAAUGGCAUAUACAUAGCUGUGACCAGGUUCAGCAUUACUGUUAUGUAAA